AAAACAGGGGAGAAUAAGAGUUCAUAUAGUGUUAAAGAUGAAGAAAAUGAUAUGUUUGGCUUAUGUUUCGUUGCUUCUGUUUGGUAGCAUGCCAGUCAAAGGAUCAACACAAUGUGAUGUUGAUUGGAUACCCGGCACUACCAGUAAUUUUUGUUACAAAGUUAUAGAGAAAGGUAGAACAUGGCAAGACGCUUCAGCAUACUGUCGGCAGAUUGGUAGUGAGCUGGCUUCUAUCUCUGAUGAAAAUGAACAGAAUUUUAUAGCAUCUUUAUUUUCAACUCUUCCUUCUUACGUCUUCUGGAUAGGAGGGACAAAACAGACACAAGAUGGAAGUUGGCAAUGGAGUGAUAACACACCCUUUAGGUAAACAGUAGGCAAUCAAUAACACAACCU
This is a messenger RNA of Ruditapes philippinarum (Manila clam), 393 nucleotides long. RefSeq names its product snaclec alboaggregin-D subunit beta-like. The transcript is spliced from 4 exons. Gene Ontology annotation, molecular function: signaling receptor activity. The coding region runs from base 38 to 367 and encodes 109 amino acids. Lineage: Eukaryota; Metazoa; Mollusca; Bivalvia; Venerida; Veneridae. The record is from RefSeq and is a predicted model, not a curated record.